AUGGUUCACGAGCCAGUCACAGGGGGUGUCCCAUCCCCCCACUCCAGCCUCCAAACUGAAACGAACAUCAUCAUCCUGAGAAAAAAAAAACCAAGCACAAGGACAGGGGAAAGUCUGUUGUCUUGGAUCUCUCCCAGGGUACAUGUUGAAUACAUUGGACGUGCCUCGAAGAUGUCAACCUACAGGACAGCUACAACUUCAUACGGCUCGAUUAAAGAACCACAAGUAUCAAUCUGGACGGCCUUUCAAGAUUUGGUGUAUCAAUCUCUGCCACCAGCGCUCGCCAAUCAACUCUCUCGAUUCCCACUCUUGACGACCUUCAUAAUCAUCAUCUUGACCUAUGCAUGCUGUUCGACUUGUCUCAAGCUCCAGAGAAACACAUCCCUACCAUUCAGGCUGAUCAGUAGAGCCUACGGCUUAUAUGAACUCCUCAUCAACACAGUGCCCUUCAGUUCACUCGGCUUCUCCACUUUCUCAGCCAGACCACUCUCAAGAAACCAGGAUCCGAUUCACACCAAUCUAAAUUACCAUCUAUCAAGCCGCUCUUCGCCUUCAAUCCUCCGACGCUCGAACCAGCUCAAUCCACAUCCUCUGAGCCACGAAGAUUCCUCAAAAGUUUAUUAUCCUGGUCUCAUCAAUUCCUCAUCCAACUCAUGCUUCAUCAAUGCGGUCCUACAAUCACUAGCAUCGAUGCCCCACAUCAUACAAUAUCUCGAUCUGAUCCAAUCCUACGGUCUCCCCUCCACACCGCUUGCCAACGCACUCGGAGGGAUGUUACUUGCGCUCAAUACCCCAAGAGAUCACCCGGUUGUCCUCAAGACCUUUUCGGUUGCUCAGGCCCUACUCGAUCAUCCUAACGCCAGACGAUCGAUGCUAUUCAACUCAGAACAACAAGAUGCUCAAGAAUUCCUAGUCACCAUGAUUGACGCCUUAGAGGCAGAAGCUAAACUCUUGGCCGAUCAAUUGCUCCUCGAAUACCAAUCCACUCAAUCGAACGGACUCGAGAGAGACCAGUUUUGGAUCCAGGCUCGUGAGAUCUGUAGGAGCCCCUUCAGAGCACUCAUGGCUCAUCGAAUUGCGUGCGGCACUUGCGGCUUCACGUCCGUUAUUCGCCAUUCUUUUGCCGACCAUUUCUCGUUAAAUGUCCCCCCAAAGACGACAUGCCGCCUCGAAUCAUGUCUCCAAGAAUACACGAAGCUGGAAGUACUAGACGACUACAUCUGUCGGAAAUGUUCACUAAUCAAAACCUGCGACAAGUUGAAUCUGCAACUCGACGAAAUCCAACACCAACACCAACAACCGACGAAAUUGACUAAUAACAAGAAGAAACAAGUCCAGUUGAUUAAGAAGAAGUUGGCGAUCUUGAAGUCGGCGAUUGAGGAGGACCCCGAGCGAGAGUUGGUCCCUCAAAUCUCCAUCGAAAGGGUCGCUAGCUUGACGACAACCAAACAAACCAUGUUCGCCCGACCCCCAGAUUCGCUGACAUUUCACAUCUCACGAUCGACGGCCUAUGCGCGAGGAGUAUCGUUCAAGAACCAUUGUCAAGUGACGUACCCGGAAGAGCUGAUCCUCGAUCCGUACUGCACGAGCUUCGAAUUAUCCGGAGACGCGACCCAGCCGCUGUCGCGGAACCGACAAACGACGGACUAUCGAUACCGCCUCUUGUCUGUAGUCGUCCACUUUGGAACGCAUUCGUUUGGCCAUUAUAUCACCUAUCGAAGAGCUCCCUUGUCUUCAUCAUCAUCCAAUCCAAGCUCUCCUACCCAGGAUUCCAAAUCAGGAUCCCAGAGGGAUGAUGAUGAUGGCCAACUGGAUAGUCGCCAUCUCCAUCAUCGCCCCAUCCACAGUCGUCAAAGACACACCUGGUAUCGCAUCUCCGACGAAAAUGUUCAGCUCGCUUCAAUCGAUGACGCCCUGCGAUCGAAUCCGUUCUUGUUGAUGUACGAACGCGUCUUCGAUCAUCAUCCCAGCCAUCCCCCGCCACUUGUCGAGCCUCCAAACCAGCACCUUCUACUCAAUCCCGAUCACGUCCUCGACCAACCUACUCCUAAGAAUCUCGCCAAUCUGUCUCCAAAUCAUCCCCUUACACUGUCCCCUAGAGAACUCUCUUGGUUUCAGAUACAUCAUUAA
Messenger RNA from Puccinia graminis f. sp. tritici CRL 75-36-700-3, 2130 nucleotides. RefSeq lists its product as uncharacterized. Gene Ontology annotation, cellular component: cytosol; nucleus. The transcript has 6 exons. The coding region runs from base 1 to 2130 and encodes 709 amino acids. Gene Ontology annotation, biological process: protein deubiquitination. Lineage: Eukaryota; Fungi; Basidiomycota; Pucciniomycetes; Pucciniales; Pucciniaceae. The record is from RefSeq and is a predicted model, not a curated record. Gene Ontology annotation, molecular function: cysteine-type endopeptidase activity; cysteine-type deubiquitinase activity.